This is a messenger RNA of Sodiomyces alkalinus F11, 2540 nucleotides long. Its product is annotated as DUF1941-domain-containing protein. The record is from RefSeq and is a predicted model, not a curated record. The transcript has 3 exons. Bases 234 to 2321 code for a protein of 695 amino acids. NCBI's taxonomy places the organism in Eukaryota, Fungi, Ascomycota, Sordariomycetes, Glomerellales, Plectosphaerellaceae.
CAUGGUUCAUACAGUACAAUAUUUGACGACCUGAAUGCCAUUGAAUCCAUCUCCAUGUCGCUGUUCAAUAAAAGGGUGGCAGAAAACAAAAGAGAAUGGUAUACGUCGCAAUCCGGGGCAUAUCGAACAUGAUUUAAAGAAGCCACCUAGGCUUAACCGCUUAACCCGGCUCUCUCAUUCCACCAGGGGUUGAUUAAGAUCAUCUCAUCAUCUCAUUUCAGCGUACGUCCGAAAUGGUCGAGGGGCAAAAGUCAUCAGACAAGGGGAAAGGCCCAGACAUUGGAGAUGGACCUCGCGAGGACAACGGACCUGAAGCGUCUCAACCGAACAGCACGAUUCUCGACAAUAUCCGGUCGUCUCUGAGGCGCAAGGAUGACACCUCCAGGUUCGUGGGGUUGACCAUGCUCAGGGCUUUCCUCGACUCGUCAUCCGAGCUUCGGAGUGAUCCUGAUAUCCUCCUCUCACUUUGGGAAGCCAUUUCUCCCAAAUUCCUGGAUCGCCUCAUCAAAUCUAAGAACGUCCAGGGACAGGGCGAUAAGUCCACGUACCCUACGUUAGACCUAGGAGUGUUGGUCAUUCACAGGUUUACGCUAUUGCUCCCCGAGCAGGCCAAGAGAAGCGACGGGCUCGUAGGGAGAAUCCCAACAUUGGUGGAUGCCGUUCUACGUAGCUCCGAAGAAACGACUCAGCGCAUUGUACAGACAUUACUCGAACUCGUCACCUUCCAUGAAGGGUCUGCUGCGCUGAUAAGCGUCUCUGACCUGAGCCCCUUGGUUGAGGUUGCACCGAGCCAGCGCCUGGUCCUUAGUAUCUUCGAUCGUGCGUGGCUCAACUGCAUGGCCGCCGGUCAUGGCAAGACGCCCCUCACAGGGAGUAUCGACCAGACCAUCCAAGGACUUGUAUCCGCCUUCAAAGGCACCGACGGCGUAACUUUUCUUCAGUUCCUCGGAGACUUCCUUCGAAAAUCCCAACCAGAGGCACUGCCUCCCCAUCCGAGAUGGAUCCAAUCUGUUGUCCAACUCGUCCGGAAUCUCCUGACGAGCAGACCCAAUCCAGCUGCCCGAAACGCUUAUACCCUCGUCUCCGCCUCCCUGCUCGAGGUCUACCCCGCCGACGCGUCUCGGCUUCUCUUCACCACGGAUGUCAAGGAUGACAAGCCCUUCGCUUACCUGCUCAUCACCUUGAUUCUCACAGACAUUCGGGCAACCAUCCCCCGUCUGCUCUCUCUCCUCAACGAUCCCAGCUAUCCCGACACGGCAAAACAAAUAGGCUCGGCCUUCGACAUUGUCACCCAUUUCGUCGGUUAUCUCGUCAGGUCCAUAGACGCCUUAGUAAACGAGGAUACCGAGAAUGAGGACAUGUCUAUCAUGCUGCCGGCCGAAUUCCUUUUGAAGAUCAGGACAAACAUCACGGAGACCAUGUCACUGACCAUUGAGUUCCUCCGGGACAGGUGGGACGCCUCGGUUGCCGGCGCCAUGGGCCUGCACCCUGACGCACGUCCCGGCGCCGCCGAGCACUGGAAAGGCUACCUUCCCAUUUCCUGGGAGUCGACUCGGGACGUUGUCGACAACGACCCUCUGAUCCUUGCCGCCAUACGGGCCCUUGCCCUCUGGCUCCGCGAAGAUGACAACAAGCAGCUGCGCAAGGAGUCUGCGGGCCUGACGGACCUGUUCCUGGACCUCUACGAGAGUAGCAGCAGCAGCAGCAGCAGCAGCAGCGACAGUAACAACAACGACAACAGUAUCACUGCGGAUCGCCUCGACUUCCGUUCCGCCGUGCUCGUCGCCUUGGAGGGCGUCAUGGUCGAAGAGAAAGGCAUACACGCGUUCAUCAAGAACGAGGGCUGGAAGAUCCUCUCGAAGGAUCUGUUUAGCAUCCUUCAGGCGGUUUCAACGGCAACGGCAUCGGCAUCGGCAUCGGCAUCGGCUGCAGACCACCUACGUCGCGAUAGUGAGGCCGUCCGAGGCCGGGAGAUCGUCCGCGUCCUCCUCGCCUUCGUUGAGUCUGAGGAACAUGGGACAGAAGAGGAUUGGAUGGGCGUCAUAACGGCUGUUGCUGCUUGGUCGCCUCCUGACGAUGCUUCGCUGCCCCUCGUCGUGCAGGAGUUUUUGGCCGCCGUGCUGCAGCUUGCCACGGCCCUGCUAGCUAAUGCUCACGACGGGGUGAGAAAACGAUAUGCAUAUUCGACCAGCGCCAUAGUCGGAAUUGCGACGCAGCUGCAGGAAGGUUUGGACGGCGAGGAGGGGAGGGAGGCGGGCGACGGCGGAGCAUUGAGGGAGUCGUUGGACGACGUUUUCGCGACGCUGGGGUCUUUGGACUAGGUUAUCACUUUGUAGGGGUCGUGGGAACUCAUGGUUGGGUACAAUGUGGCCGGUAAUCUGUAUUGUUGGGCAACCUUUGAAACCGAGGACGUAUCUGCCACCCACUACAUGGCGUGGGCAAAUUAUAAAGAUGGCCACCAUAGCUACACUGAGAAAUGUGCAUCUUCAGAACCAUGACUAGACUAUAAGGCCAUGGCGACAGUUAAGAGGUCUCUUCCA